CUCCAAAUAGAAGAGCUCCAUCAGGGUGAACUGAAGUUAUCCUAAGGAAAAUUUCAUUGCAUGGAUUGUAUAAACUCACUGAGACUGAAGUAAAGCUGGAAAGGGAUCUACAAGUGAAUAAAACAAGAAGUUUGGAAUUGGAUUUGGGGAAUCUGGGCUUGGAAAUGCCUCAGCCCAGUGUGAGUGGAAUGGACCCUCCUUUCGGGGACGCCUUUCGGAGCCAUGUGUUUUCAGAGCAGACUCUGAUGAGCACGGAUCUCUUGGCAAGCAGUUCAGAUCCAGAUUUCAUGUAUGAACUGGAUAGAGAAAUGGACUAUCAGCAAAGCUCCAGAGACAACUUACUUUCAAUGGAGGACUGCAAAGACCUUGAGAGCUUGGAGUCUUUUACGGACAUCCUGGACAAAGAAGCUGCUCUCACCUCAAAGUGGGAGCAGUGGGAUACCUACUGUGAAGACUUAACUAAAUACACUAAGUUAACCAGCUGUGACAUCUGGGGAACAAAAGAGGUGGAUUACCUGGGCCUUGAUGACUUUUCAAGCCCUUACCAAGACGAAGAGGUCAUAAGCAAAACACCGACACUGGCUCAGCUUAACAGUGAGGACUCCCAACCUGUUUCUGAUUCGCUCUAUUACCCUGAUUUGCUCUUCAGUGUAAAACAAAAUCCUCUAAAUUCUUUGUUACCUGGCAAAAAAAUCACAACCAGAGCAGCAGCUCCCGUCUGUUCCUCCAAGAACGUUCAGGCUGAGGCACCUUUGUCGGACUGUGUCCAGAAGGCAAGCAAACCCGCAACUCAGCCUGCUUCCAGUACGCAAAUCAUGGUGAAGACCAACUUGUAUAAUAGUGAAAAGGUGAACAUUCAUGUUGAAUGUAAAGACUAUGUUAAAAAGGCAAAAGUAAAGAUCAAUCCUUUACCACAGGGCAGACCAGUGCUGAGCCAGACGCAUGCUGAUGCAGCAAAGGAAAACACCUGCUAUUGUGGUGCUGUAGCAAAGAGACAAGAAAGAAAAGGAAUAGAGUCCCCGCAUAGUCACAGUACGCCUCCUGUUUUGCCUUUUAAAGAGACUCAAGAACUGCUCCUCAGUCCACCCCAGGAAACCCCAGGACUUGUUGUGGGGGAGAGCAGUCUCUCUGCCAGCACAUCAGUGUCAGAUUCUUCACAGAAGAAAGAAGAGCACAACUAUUCUCUUUUUGUAACAGACAGUUUGGGUGAACAGUCAGUCAAAGGCGACCCCGAGGAGGAUGAGGAUGAUGAGGACGAUAUCGAAGAUGAGGACCAUGAUGAAGGAUUUGGCAGUGAGCACGAGCUGUCUGAAAACGAUGAUGAGGAAGAAGAUUAUGAGGAUGAUAAAGAUGAUGACAUCAGCGAUACUUUCUCAGAACCAGCAGUAACACUUAGUGGGUCUUCAAGGGAUACUGAAUUCCUCUCUCCUGCAUGUAGAAAUGGAGCCUUAACAACAGAAAUAAGAACUAACCUUCACCCAGAAGGGUAUGAAAAUGAUUCUGUGGAGGAUUUAAAAGAAAUGACUGCAAUAUCCUCUCGGAAAAGAGGCAAGCGAAGGUAUUUCUGGGAGUACAGCGACCAACUAACACCGUCGCAACAAGAAAGAAUGCUGAGGCCAUCCGAGUGGGAUCGAGAUACAUUACCAAGUAACAUGUAUCAGAAGAACGGUCUCCAUCAUGGGAAAUACGCAGCAAAGAAGUCACGGAGGACUGAUGUAGAAGACCUGACUCCCAACCCCAGAAAACUUCUACAGAUCGGUAAUGAACUAAGGAAGCUGAAUAAGGUGAUCAGUGACCUGACACCAGUCAGUGAACUACCCCUAACGGCCAGACCGAGGUCAAGAAAAGAAAAGAACAAGCUGGCUUCCAGGGCUUGUAGACUAAAAAAGAAAGCCCAGUAUGAAGCCAAUAAAGUAAAACUCUGGGGUCUCAACACGGAAUAUGAUAAUUUACUGUUUGUGAUCAACUCCAUUAAACAAGAAAUAGUGAAUCGGGUGCAGGUACCUAAAGAUGAUAGAGGAGUCGACAUGGAACAAACGUUGAACGUCCUUAUCAAAGACACCCUUGGACUGCCUGUAGCUGGACAGACAUCGGAAUUUGUUAAUCAAGUUUUAGAGAAGACUGCAGAAGGAGACCCUACCGGUGGCCUUGUAGGGCUACGAAUACCAAUGUCAAAAGUUUAA
Messenger RNA from Eurypyga helias (sunbittern), 2183 nucleotides. RefSeq names its product CREB3 regulatory factor (gene CREBRF). Gene Ontology annotation, biological process: regulation of transcription by RNA polymerase II; response to unfolded protein. Lineage: Eukaryota; Metazoa; Chordata; Aves; Eurypygiformes; Eurypygidae. The coding region runs from base 165 to 2183 and encodes 672 amino acids. The transcript is spliced from 9 exons. The record is from RefSeq and is a predicted model, not a curated record. Gene Ontology annotation, molecular function: RNA polymerase II transcription regulatory region sequence-specific DNA binding; DNA-binding transcription factor activity, RNA polymerase II-specific. Gene Ontology annotation, cellular component: nucleus.